This is a messenger RNA of Anneissia japonica, 6227 nucleotides long. RefSeq names its product death domain-containing protein 1-like. Gene Ontology annotation, biological process: signal transduction. The transcript is spliced from 13 exons. The coding region runs from base 2294 to 4741 and encodes 815 amino acids. Gene Ontology annotation, molecular function: protein binding. NCBI's taxonomy places the organism in Eukaryota, Metazoa, Echinodermata, Crinoidea, Comatulida, Comatulidae. The record is from RefSeq and is a predicted model, not a curated record.
AAACAAAAACAGAAAUCGGAUGUAUGUACAUAAAUCCAGGGUCCAGGCAGGCUUCGAAGAACCAAGUUGCAUUCUUGCAAAAUGAGGCUAGGCCUAGGCUAGCCAAGUUCAGUACGGGUUGCAUUCAUUUAAUUAAAACUUACUUCUAAACCGUUUAGGAGGUCGCCUCUCCCUUGGCAUCAAGAAUUAUUCGAAAACUAUCGUUUUACUGUACUAUCGAUGAACUAGGCUACCUCACUAACACAGCUGAGGACUACAAUAUAGAUAGGCUAGGGCCAGGCCUAGCUGGGCGUUCGUGUGUGUUCCGUGCACUCGCUCUAGGCCUACACGCCCCUUUUUAGUAGUAAAAAACCUUCUAUACAGUAUAAUGGCCCAACACAAACGGAGUGGAACACUGGAUCGACUCAGUCAUGGUUCGGUCGACAUACAACUGCCAACUAAGGCCUACUCAAAUCACAAAAUUAUACAUUACUUAUAGAGGCCUAAGUAUUAUUAUUAUCAGCUCACUUCUUAUAAGUUACAUAUUCUUUAAAUGAAAUUGUAUUCAAAAAAUGUUUUCUUGAGAUAGGAAUACUCGAUUAGAGGCUAAAUUGUGCAAUAACCCUAAAAGUUAAUGGAAAAGUCCAAAACCUUGAAGGGGUCCGCACAUACCGUACUCGCGCGAAUAAGCGCCCGUUUGAAUAAGUAAGUGUUUAUUCAUUUUUUUAAACAAUAUCUUGUGAUUGAUGUUUUUUUUAGCAAACGAUAAUCUAACUAACCCGAGACUGUGGUUGGCAUGAUUUGAGCUGCGGAGUGGAUUAACAUUUUCUUUUUAUGUCAAUUUCAAAAAAUGAGGAUAUUUUAUCCUGGACAGAUGAGAGCUCCCCGUAGAGUAUCUUUCCAACUUUCCUCUUCUUACAUUACGGUCUACUUCUCUUUCUCUUUUCCCGACAAUUUGCACCUUUAGCACGUUUUCAUGUGAGUUUUGCAAGAAGCCCUGCAGUGAUCCUGCUAAUCUCAAUCGGCAGACCAUGGCCAACAAGCUUAUAGUUAUACACCACCACCACUCAUUUCAUCUGCUGUUGAAACUCACAGAAUUCUUGUUACGAGCCAUGCUCUCUAGACAAUUAUGUUUUCUGCACCAGAACCAUUCGUAAUCUUCGGUUUUCAGAUGUAGGCCUAUAUAUUUUUUUAAAUUCAAAUAUUGCCCAUUGGAUUUUCCAAGUUCUAGAAAAACCCCUCAAUUUUCAUAUUUCCUAAGCGCCCCCCAAUUUCCAUGGAUCCACUCUGUUUUCAUAAGCGCCCCGUUUGAAUAAGCGCCCCUCUGAAUUCGCGCGAGUACGGUAACUCCCGUUUCUGUUUCUAUAUAAAUUUAUUUUAUUUAUUUAUUUUUAAAAAUUUCAUUAGAACCCAACAGUGAACAAUGUCAACUUUUAAAGGAUUAAAUAAUAAAAUAUUUAUAGGGCAAUAUCCCACUAAAGCUAAGAAACACAAAAGAGGAUCAUACAAGUAAAACUCAUUCCUAAUAUUUCUAAAAUGACACAAAACAUCCAUGGAAACAGUCAUAAUCACAGAAUCAGUUGAAAAAUCAAUUCUCUACUAUAUGCCUAACUUAAGGCAGACAACUGAUAAAUCUAUUGAAUAUAGUCUGAUUAUAAUUAUUUAUAAUUAUAAUAAAAUAACAUGAAACAGAAACAGUUCAUGUACUGAGUACGUACGUACCCUCACAUUUCUGACAAAGGUUUUGGUGGUACGUCGUAGAAGUAUAGGCCUAGGCCUACCUAUUUCUAUUACAUUAUUUUAUUAUUUAGUGUUCAAAGUUUAUAGGCCUAUUACAAAAAUGUGUAUGAUAGGCCUACCCCUAGUACUAAUUGCUUCCCCCACCCCAUCAGCUCCCGUAUUUAGAGACUCCUAAACGCCACUGCCUAUAAAAUACACAUCACACUCUCACUGCCUUUUUGCACCUCAUGGCCGUUGUUAUAAGAACCUUAUUGUACCGUGAUGCUUCCAAAGAGUAUUUAUAUUUUAUACCGUAAAUGCCUACAACUUCGAACGAAACAACAAUUCAAUGUCUAAUAAUAAAGAAUUAAUUACAAAAUGAUAAGAAAAUUUAUGAAAGCUGAAACCUGAUUGGUUGACUUGCCAAAAUUUUAGCAGAUUAAUUCAUAAAACCAAACAGAUUGUCUCAGAAUAAUCACCUUAUAGAGAGAGUGAAUUGAUUAAGGAACAGUCUCGAACGGGAGAUGCUCAUCAAUGACCAACAAUACAAGUUUCGUAUAGUACAAAUAACUAGUUUCUCAUUGUGGUUGAAGAAAUGGAACCAUUUCGGAAAAAAUCAGGCUAUAUUCUCAUAUCAUACGAUGAAUCCGAUGAACAGUGUGUUAGAAAAAUAUGGAUUCAUUUAUUGGAGCGUGGUUUUGCGGUCCGUGCCGACAUUGAUAUCUCUCAAGAGUUGAUAUUGGAUAGUUUGUCUGAUAGUGUUAAGAAUGCAUCUGUUGUUGUCGCAUAUUUAUCGAAAGGAUACAUGGCGAAUAAUGUCUGCAAAACUGUUUGCAGGUACAGUCGACUUUACAACAAACAGAUUGUAGCACUGAGCCUGUACACGGAUCUGACGUUUCAUGAAUGGGUUACUGAACUUCAGCGAUCCUAUCGGUCAAUGACUCUCAUUGAUAUCUCAAGACUUGGAACACUCCUUAAUGUGGUCGAAGAACUCGUUAAGAUCUUGCAGAAUCACGAUGACUUAACUAGAUUUACAGAGUCCUUACCAUUAGAUACAUUCCCAACAUCAAUAAGAGCUAAAACUAAUCGACAGUUACCAGACGAUGGAUUUCCAGAUGAAGAUGGAACUUCAUCGACAACACGAAAUCCAAUCAAGAACAGAAAACAAAGGAUUGCAUAUAGUACACCGACAGCAGAAGCAAUUGUGGUAACAGCAACCUCCCUUAGGAGCUCUUCUGUACAAGCAGGAACAGCAGUUGAGAAUCCUUCCAAAGGAUUUCAAUUAGCAACGAAGAGUCCUACACAAGAUCAAGUAGCUGCAUCUGACACUCAUCGAGAAAACGUAUCUUCACAGACAGGAGAAAUGACACGAUUCACAAAUGAAAUUGGUGAAGUUUUGUGUUUUGUUCGCACUUCUCCGAAUCAUCAUGUUACAAAAGUCAGUAAAUUAACCAGUGUAAUGAAAAUCGAAUUGGACGAUGACCAGGAACUCAUAAGUGAAGUUCUAAAGUUAGACCCUGAUGAUAAUGUAUGCAAGGAUUCUACAAUUACAUUUGGAAUACCUCUUCACGCUGGAUACCAACCAAUGGCGUCAAAGCAUCUUGUUGGAAAAUUGUCUAUGGACAGUGGCAGGACAUGGAAAACAAUUAAAUCGUCAAUAAAAACUUACCAGGGAAUAACUGUUUGUGAAUUACAAGGCAACCCAUUUGGAAUAUACGGAAUUAUCUCUGGUUUGGUGAAAGACUCUCAUACGAUUGGCCGAAACGGAGGCACAAUAAAAUUAACGACUGACCCCCAGGUGUGUUUGAGUUUCAAACAGAAUGAUUUACGGACUCCAGAAAAAGUGCAAAUCAUGGUUCGACCUGUCGAAAAAGCUGCCAAAAACCUGAACCAGUAUUCUGUUAUAUCCUGCAGUCCAUUCUUAGUUGUCGAAUUCGAAACAAAUCGUGCAACGGAUGUACCAGUGAAAAUCACACUACCUGUCAGACAAAUAUCAAAUGACAACACCACUGUGGAACCUCACUGCAACAAAAGUCACCGGCCAAGCACAGCUCCAAGUCGUCAUAACUUCCAAACUAAAUUAGAGCCACCAUCAUUCCAUGUGCUUUCCAAGUUACGGACAGGAACAUGGAAACAAGACAAGGUUGUUGAUGUUGAACGCCCGUUUAAUGAUACCGUCUCUUUUUCUACAAAAGGUCUUCAUAAAAGCAACAAAAUGGUCGUAUUUGAAUCAACGUCAACCGACCGACUUUCGGAAGUAGCUGACAUUCUGGAAAAUGCCUGCAAUAAACAGACUGUGAACAUCAUCUUAAACCACCACAAGGACAACGAUGAGAAUUUUAUAACACGAAUUGUCUCUAGUGAGAACUGUAAAAACACGCUUGUGGAACUUAGGGAAGAGAAUUACUGCGGGCCACCGUCUCCCAGUAAAGAUGUUCUGCUCAAAGAAGGUCAGCUGAUGAAGAUAACUACAGAAGGAAAUAUCAGAAUCAUGGGUAGAGAUAAAAUUACGUACCGAUUUUAUAAAAAUCUACGAGUUAAAGAGGAGUUUUUAGUAGAAGUUGUCGAUCCACUGAAAGAUAUCCAAAGGAGAUGCUACAUGGGGAAGUGCAUAUUUUCAGUAGAACAUUCGGAUAAGUCUGGAAAUUGUUCGAUUAAGCGUAAAGAACGUAGUACAGACAACACAUGGGAAGAACUGGUGGUAUUUGAUAUUUGCCUGAAGAAGUAUGAAACACACUUAACAAGAGAAGUGCAUCUAGACGAAACUCCUCAUGAUUUGUUGUCUGAAUCUGUCAUACAAGAACUAACUGACAAAUUAGGAGUGGAGUGGACACGGCUUGGAAUACAUCUUGGAUUAUCUAAUGCGCAAAUUCAAAGAUUAAAACUUGACUACAGUCACACAAGAGAAAGAAGCUUCCAGAUGUUAAUUCUUUGGUUACAUUCAACUUCUGGUAAACUGUCGAAGAUUCGGCAGUUAUCGCAUGCUUUGAUUAAGGAAGGGAGGUGUGACUUGUCGCAGUGGUUACAAAUGAAACUAGGAUGAAUUCCAACCUAAAAGUGUAGAAAAGAAUUUUGGAAGCUCAUGGUACAAUUAUGACUCGAUGAGGUAUUAUUCGAAAUAUCGGCAGGCACGAACUUGGCAUGCCUAACCUUUUUUUGUGCAAUUAAGAAAUCCAACGAACUAGGAGAUUUUUAAUAACAUACAGCAGGGACGAGGAGAAGAACAUACAUGCACAUCUAUUUCAAAAAGUAUAUUUGAAUCUAUAUAGAUACCAUCGUUUAACUUACUACUGACGUUUUUAGUCAAAUGUUAUCCAAUGGUCUAAAAUUAUGUAUUCGUAUCAUUUUUAAAACCUUUAUAUAGGCCUGUACAUGUUCUAUAAGCAUAUACGCAUAGCAUUGUUUGAUUGUGAUAUCCAAUCGUUUAUGUAUUGACAGAACAAGGUGAUAGGACAGAACGAACAUGUUUCAUAACCGCUUACUACUAGCAUUUUCCCUAAAAUACAUAGGCCUAAUACAUGUUUAAUUACAAAAUACUAUAACUAUAUCAGUAAUAUGUACAAUAUUUAUAAAUCAGAUUAUGCUUACCAGAACUGUGAAGUUUCUGAUUCUAAAAACGAACAUUUUUCACGCUAAAUUUGACUUUUCUCAGCAGUAUAGCUGGAAAAUCUUAUCUUUUCUAAUUUUGUUUUCUUCCAUUCUAUAAUCGUUUUUCCUAUCUUUUUGCACUGGAGUUUUCCGGCCGGCCCUUUGGUCACUUUCCAUGCCUGGAUCUUUUCCAAACUUUGUCCAAGCAUAAACAAUAAUAAUAACAGGGGUGUGUGUCUGGGGACCAUUUAAAGGGAAAACACUCUAUACUAGACAUUUUCAAACCGAAACAUCUGAUCUGAAUGAAACUUUUAGGAACUAUAACCAGGUUGCAUAGAAGAAAUUAGUACAUUUUGGGCCCAAACCUAUAGGCCUAUCUCAAACAACUUAUCAAUGGAUCUAAACGAAGCUUCCAGAGUCGCUCUCAAUCACUAAAUUACUAUGUAUCAACUAUGUACUAAAAAUGCACUGACCUACGUAGGGUCGGUGAGUCUCCAUAUCUCUCUCACUAUUACCAUAUUAUAGUUCGAGUCUCACUAACGUCGCGUUGUCUUUCAUGUUUUUUUUUUAACUUGAUAUCUUGUUAUUGGCUUUUCCAGUUUUAGCAGAAAUAGCCGUUGCUUUUGUUAUAAUUUCUUUUGUUUCUUUUAGCUUUUUUCCAUGUUUUUCAUAACGGCACCUUGGUCACUUUCCGUGUAUAAAUCUUCUUCAGGCAUUGUUCAGUCAAAGACCAUAUUAUAAAAAAUAAUGUGCAUAUCAAAAUAUGACUUCAUUCUACACACUUUGAAUAUUAUGUUCCACAUUGAAUUAUUUAUCAUAAAAAUCAUACAUUUGUGCUGCAAUUAACUCUGACUAAUCACUAACCAUAACAAAAAAGCUAUCGUAUUGUGCCAAUCGUGUAACAUAAUUCGAUCGUAAACAUUUAUAUGUAAAAUAAAGAG